Oryza sativa Japonica Group (Japanese rice) is the source of this 1622-nucleotide messenger RNA. RefSeq names its product probable purple acid phosphatase 20. The record is from RefSeq and is a predicted model, not a curated record. Gene Ontology annotation, molecular function: metal ion binding; acid phosphatase activity. NCBI's taxonomy places the organism in Eukaryota, Viridiplantae, Streptophyta, Magnoliopsida, Poales, Poaceae.
CACCCUUCCAUGCUAGCCAUAACCGCCCUUUUUCAUUUCAUAUCUAUCCCCAGUGCCCCAUUUCAGAUUUGGCGAGACCAGCCAUGGCGAUGGCGAUGACGAACACAGCAUUGGCUUUCUUCCUCCUCGUCGCCGCCGCAUCCCUCCUCUCGCUGCCGCCGCCGUCGCUCGCCGUCACGUCGCCGUACGUGCGCCCCAAGCCGAGGGCCACGCUGUCUCUGCUCAAGGACGACGACGACGGCCGGAAGCCGGAGCAGGUGCACAUAUCAGCAGUAGGCUCUGACAAGAUGAGAGUGACAUGGAUCACCGGCGGCGACGCGCCGGCCACCGUGGAGUACGGCACGACCUCCGGCCAGUACCCGUUCUCGGCGACCGGAAGCACCAACACCUACUCCUACGUCCUCUACCACUCCGGCAACAUCCACGACGUCGUCAUCGGCCCACUGCAACCCAGCACCACCUACUUCUACCGCUGCAGCAACGACACCUCCCGCGAGCUCUCCUUCCGUACGCCGCCGGCGAGCCUCCCCUUCAAGUUCGUCGUCGCCGGUGAUCUUGGGCAGACGGGAUGGACGGAGUCGACGCUCCGGCACAUCGGCGGCGACGACUACGACAUGCUGCUGCUCCCCGGCGACCUGUCGUACGCCGACCUGUACCAGCCGAGGUGGGACACGUACGGCCGCCUCGUGGAGCCGCUGGCGAGCGCGCGGCCAUGGAUGGUGACGCAGGGGAACCACGAGGUGGAGAGGAUCCCCCUCGUGGAGCCCCACGCGUUCAAGGCGUACAACGCGCGGUGGCGCAUGCCGUUCGAUGCCGGCGCGUCGCCGUCGGGGUCCAACCUCUACUACUCCUUCGACGUCGCCGGCGGCGCCGUGCACGUCAUCAUGCUGGGCUCCUACGCCGACUACGCCGCCGGCUCGGCGCAGCACCGGUGGCUGCGCCGCGACCUCGCCGCCGUCGACCGCGCCAGGGCGGCGUUCGUGGUGGCGCUGGUGCACGCGCCGUGGUACAACAGCAACGAAGCGCACCGGGGCGAGGGCGACGCCAUGCGCGCCGCCAUGGAGGAGCUCCUCCGCGGCGCGCGCGUGGACGCGGUGUUCGCCGGGCACGUCCACGCGUACGAGAGGUUCGCGCGGGUGUACGGCGGGAAGGAGGACCCGUGCGGCGCGGUGCACGUGACGAUCGGCGACGGAGGGAACCGGGAGGGGCUCGCCGGGAGCUACGUCGACCCGCAGCCGGCGGCGUCGGCGUUCCGGGAGGCGAGCUUCGGGCACGGGAGGCUGGAGGUGGUGAACGCGACGCACGCGCUGUGGACGUGGCACCGGAACGACGACGACGAGGCGGUGGUCGCCGACCAGGCCUGGAUCACCAGCCUCGCCUCCAACCCGGCUUGCAACAAGUGACCCCAUCAAUCCAUCAGAAAUUCAGAAUGUAGCAGAAACAGAUUUAUGAAUUAUAUAAUUAUAUAAGUUAAUUUAUUGCAUUGAUAUCGAUAAUUAGAAAUUUAGCAUUAGUACUUCUACAGUUCUAUGUAUGUUAGAAGAUACUCUAUCUGUCACAUAACUUAGAACGAGAUGUGAGCCUCUCAUACUGAUUUGUUUUUCUUAUGAUAGAAACCCAAA